AUGUUUGAAUGUCUCUACGGCUUCACCCCGUUCGCCUGUGACGACCGCCAGCAAACCAAGCUCAAGAUCCUUCAUCACAGAAAGACCCUGACGUUCCCAGAGGGAGCAGCUCCCGUGGAGCCGAGCAUCGAGGCCAUAGACCUGAUGAUGCAACUACUCGUCGAGAAAGAGAGAAGACUUUGUAGCAGGCAGUACCAGGUCAAUGACUACGAAAGAAAGAUUAUUGGAGGUAGAGUGGUCAAAGUCAGUGCCGAUAAGAAGAGUCCACAUUAUGAAGGCUACUUUGUGCAUGCGGGUGAUGCAGAAGAUAUCAAGCGCCAUCCAUUCCUCAAAGACAUCGACUGGAACACAAUCCAUCUUCGACGUGCGCCUUAUCCACCCAAUGUAAAGGAUUGGGAGGAUACGACAUACUUUGACGAAGAAGACCCCAUCUCCGACAUCGACUCUGCAAGUACCUUUGAUGAAGACGACGAGGAUGCUGCCGCCACCCCAACCGUUGAUGGAGAUGUAAACCUCAAUGUGUCGCCGCUCCUCGCCCAGGCAUCAUCGCAAAUCAGUCAGCAUCAACAUGAGGACCAAAAUAUCGUACCAUCACUGGCCAUCAACAUGCCCCGCAAGGGAUCCGCUACGCCUGUACCAGGCUUGUCCCGGGCGGACAGCAUGAACGACAUGAGAAAUCCAUUGCUGCAGCCACCCGAUCUGCCCGUCUCAGGUGUCGACGAGCGUACCUCACCCGCCAUGGACCAUGCAGGCCAUGUUGAUGGGCCAGACGAAAAAGCCGCUGCUGAGAACAUAAAGCCAAAAGGAAAGGACAAGGACAAGAAACGACCACGAGACAUUAUCUUACGCGACCCGAGCACCGGCCGUGAGGCAUUGGAGAUACGCAAAAUGUCCGCUUUCCUGGGCUAUGAUUAUCGGCAGCCUGCCAUGGUCAAGGAUAUUGUGGAGCAGGUAUUGGCUGAAGACUUGGAGAAGACGAGGCUCAAGGACGAUUGGCACGCCAGUGGUCUGAGUGAUCGUGACUUGGCCUUUGAGAAACGGAUGUUUGUUGAAGCAGGAGGUCAUUUGUCAUCGACUCACAAGCCGGCAAUGCUGUGA
This is a messenger RNA of Exophiala xenobiotica, 1098 nucleotides long. RefSeq lists its product as uncharacterized. The record is from RefSeq and is a predicted model, not a curated record. Gene Ontology annotation, molecular function: protein serine/threonine kinase activity; ATP binding. Gene Ontology annotation, biological process: peptidyl-threonine phosphorylation; actomyosin structure organization. Gene Ontology annotation, cellular component: cytoplasm; cytoskeleton. The coding region runs from base 1 to 1098 and encodes 365 amino acids. The transcript has a single exon. NCBI's taxonomy places the organism in Eukaryota, Fungi, Ascomycota, Eurotiomycetes, Chaetothyriales, Herpotrichiellaceae.